Molecule: messenger RNA, 3961 nt
Organism: Eleginops maclovinus (Patagonian blennie)
Lineage: Eukaryota; Metazoa; Chordata; Actinopteri; Perciformes; Eleginopidae
Product: rho GTPase-activating protein 6-like
Exons: 13
Coding region: 249-2534 (761 amino acids)
Biological process (GO): signal transduction
Source: RefSeq, a predicted model, not a curated record
UGACUAAGAGUACUGACCCGUCCCGUUGACCCACCCCCAAUCCUUCAAUCAGCGGUAAUGUUAUUAAUUUCGGACUUCAUCUUACACGGUGAAGCAAAUCAGUGGCUGAACUCAGUCCUCCUUUAACGCUUUCUGAGCUCCAGGCUAUGAGUCCUGAUGUGGGGCGUUAACUGCAUGGCGUCUGGUUUAAGUGGUGGUCUGCAAGUCUUAAGGAUGACUUCUCUUCCGUUGCGACCUGAGUCUCUGUAAUGGGGGAUCCCCUUCUCCAGCGAAGCAACACCAAUCUCGGGGACUUCACCUGGAACAGGGUCUCAGGAUGUAGUGUUGGCCUGAAGCCUGUCCCUCUGCAAAGCCUCUCAGAGUUGGAGAGGGUUCAUCUAAAGGAUGUGGCCUUCAGGCGACUGCUUCGGGAUCGCGACCUUGGCUGCCACAUCACCAUCCCUAAAUAUGGCCACAAGCACAAGAGGUCACUAAGGCUGAAGUUGGAUGCACUAUCUAAGGAAAAGAGUAGAGACAAAGAGACUAUGCCCCAGGCGUUUGGCAUACCGUUGUCUCAGGUCAUAUCCAACGACCGAUCACACAAGCGACGGCACGAUCCCCCACGGGAGGAGCACAGUGACCCUACUGAAUUGAUGCUGUCUUUCCUCCACCUCAACUCCAUAAAAAGGGGAAACAAGGAGUUCUCCAGCAGCAACUCGUCCCUCAGCUCCACUUCUGAGACCCCUAAUGAAACACCUCUGCUCAGCAUGCCCGACACAGCCCCACGGACACGCAGGAGGGGCGGAGUAUCUGUGGAUUGCAUCACUGAUCUGGACGAUAACCAGUCUCGGCUCUUGGAGGCCCUUCAGCUCUCUCUGCCAGCGGAGGCAGGCGGCAACAGGAAAAAACGCCAUGACAAGAAGCUCAGCCUUAACCCCAUAUACAGACAGGUGCCCAGGGUGUUGGAUCUCUGCUGCCAGCAUCUGGAGAACUACGGCCUCCAGACGGUUGGAAUUUUCCGUGUCGGGAGUUCAAAGAAGAGAGUGCGACAGCUUCGCAAGGAGUUUGACCAGGGUUGGGAGGUACACUUGGGCGAGGAGCACAGUGUCCAUGUUGUAGCUGCACUGCUGAAAGAGUUCCUCAGAGACAUGCCUGACCCACUGCUGACACGGGAACUCUACACGGCAUUCAUCAACACAAUGUUGCUGGAUUGUUCAGAACAAAAGAGCGCCAUCCAGCUGCUGAUGUUUCUGCUGCCCCCCUGCAACAGCGACACGCUGCAGCGCCUCCUCUGCUUGUUGUCUACUGUGGCUGCACAUGCUGAGCGACAGCGUGACAAUGACGGAAAGGAGAUCCCUGGAAACAAGAUGACAUCACUCAAUUUAGCAACCAUCUUCGGACCCAACCUUCUCCACAAGCAAAAAAACUCGGACAAAGAGUUUGCAGUCCAGAGUUUUGCCCGAGCAGAAGAGAGCACAGCCAUCAUCAGUGUGGUCCAAAAGAUGAUCAAUACAUAUGAGACACUGUUUAUGGUUCCUGCUGACCUGCAGAACGAGGUGCUGAUGAGUGUGCAAGAAACUGAUCCUGAUGUAGUGGACUACUUACUGCGGAGGAAGGCCUCUCAGUACCUCCAGCCUGUUCUUCUUAAAGAGUCGUUCUCUCUAAUAGACAGGUGCUUAUCCAAUGACUCCAUCAAAGCGUCAAGUGGAGAGGUGUCUCCUUAUGACAACAACUCCCCUGUCCUGUCAGACCGACUGCUGUGUAAAUACCCAGAGGAAAGCAGUCCACCCUCAGACAGGAUCCCCAGACUCUCUGCUCAGUGCAAACUCUGUGCUACAGAGGGGUCUGGCAGCUCCUCUCCUACGCUUUCUACUGAUAAAGAGGCCUCAACGGAUGAUUUCUGGGACACCUGGCAUGAACUGUUCAGCAAGAAGUUUACUGGCCAUCAAACCGGCGUUCUCACAGGCUCCCUUGGAGACGUUUCGGAUAGCGAGUCGUAUGGAUCUUCAGAGGGGCUGAGCAGUCACCAAGGUAACAACAAGCUGCCUGUCAGACCAGCACAAACCUCAUUGGGCAUGCUGGAAAUCAGGCCACACCUCCCGGUGACUCGCAGCAGCAGCGGUCCUGAUGACCAGAGAGGACACAGACAACCUCAAUCACCAUUACAUCAGAGACUGAGCAGCCAAUCAGGAGCCCUCAGCUCAGACAACUUAGCAAAGAGGACAGGACGCCCUGCAUGUUCAUUUUUAAAGGUCAGGAUGGACAGUUUAUCUCCGCCUCACUGCUCUGGAAAGCUCAGGGAGACGCAUAUUUCUUACUCCACACCCUCCCUCUUCACAUAUAAGCCUGACCCUCAGACCACCCUGCUGCAGAGCCCUGCCCCCCAGACCCCACUACUGCAGAGCCCUGCCCCCCAGACUGUAGACAAUGCAGCUGCCUCUGGGCCUGGACUAGAAAAGGGCCUUGGCACACCAAACUGGCAGACGGAGAGGUGGCAUAUAUGGCAUAUUCUGUCAAAAGAAAAUGAAGAUGCACUGCCUGAAACCUUGGUGUAAUGCUCCCCUUGACUAUGUUGAACUACAGUGAAGAAAACGUUACAAUAAAGGCGCUUAUCUCCAGUCGCUGAAAUCCUACUCCGUACAAGCAGUAUUAGGUUAUGUUUCUCAUUUAUAGACUGAUGGAAUUUUACACCAGACACUAUCUUAGAUGUGAUGCCUUUCCGCAGGAGUGUUUCGCUGUAUACAUAUUCAUUUCAAUGUGUAUAGAUUAUAUAACAUCUAUUUUUUUGCAGUUGGCGUUAAUGUGCUGUAGUCAUUAACACAGAUUAUUUGCAACACAGCCAUCAAAAGCUUGCAUUUAGACUUGAAUGUCAUCAUUAGACUUGAAUUAUAUUAAUGCUAAUGUGAGGUCAUGAAUGUUUUUCAAGUGGAAUGUAAAAAUAGAGAUCUUCUUAAAUAUAAUGCUUUACAUUUGUAGUGCUUUGAUAUGUAGUAAAGCCACUGCUUGAACAGUUUUGUUACAGGCUCCAAAUAUAAUCUACUGACAUGUAGAAAUGCUGCAGGCUACGUCCAUAUUACCUCCUAAAUAUGUAAUCUCACCCUUUGUCUACAUAUUUAUCCCUAGGGUGGCCAUUCUGUAAAUAACAGUACAUAGUGAUUUAAUUCUAAAGGAUGUGUUUGUGGCAUUACUUAUGAACUUAGCCAAUUUUAAGGGUUAUGUUGUUGUCUAUAAUAUGGAUUUGUAUUGAUACUCUUAUCUAAAAAUGGCCACGGUUUACACAGAAAGAUCAAUGAAUGUAAAAGUCAACAGGGUUCAUGAUGAGCACUUAUAAGGAGCCGUGUUUUCUGGUGCUAUGUAACAUCAUUUAUCCCUUUCCCCUUGGAAUUCAUUUUGGAAUUAGCAUGAUAAAUCAAAUGGCAACUUCAUUUUGUCUCCAUAAGCAUUACCUUAUCUGGCCACAGGAGGGCAGUAGAAGACCAGGACAUUUUGUAUCUGUUUCCUUGCAUCCUCAAACUGUUAUCCAUGUGCAGUGCGGAUAUACCAGUGGGUUUUUAACGACUCAUUACACAUUGAACAGAUAUUAGUUUAGUAAGGCAUCUUUUCCCACCAUUAUAGGCAUGGUGGUGAUUUAAUUUGUUAUGGAUGAUGGUUGAACAUCUAUGUUUAGACGUAUCCAAGUAUUGCCACUAUUGAAGGGAACAUUUUCUCUUAACAAUAUUUUUGCUUUUGGUGAAUAAUUGAUCUGAGCAGAGAAGAUAACAGUAACAUUUACAACUAAGUAACCACAAUAAGUGUGCAAUUAUGCUGGAAACUGCAACCAUUGUCUUGUAAAGAAUCCAGAGAGUAUUUAGAGUUUAAGCAUUGCUUUAAGUAAUGAAAAUGAGGUGACUGAAAUUAUGUAAUUUAAUAAAUUGCAUCGUGCAUUUGUGUUUUAAAGAAAGUGAUACUAUUAUGUUUGGACAAUAAACAUCAUCGCACUGAU